Molecule: messenger RNA, 573 nt
Organism: Rhodofomes roseus
Lineage: Eukaryota; Fungi; Basidiomycota; Agaricomycetes; Polyporales; Fomitopsidaceae
Exons: 5
Coding region: 1-573 (190 amino acids)
Source: RefSeq, a predicted model, not a curated record
AUGCCAUCGAACAAUAUGGAUUCCACAAAUGCGUCAGGGCUCACUCCCAACGAGACCAAAUCGCUGAAGGAACGCAGCCCCGAACCGUAUGAGGAGAAGAUACUCAAAGGAAUUAAGGAGCUGUACAGCUGCAAACCAUCUGAGGAAACGUACAAGAUUUACACCGAGGAUGCUGUCUUCCAUGACCCCAUCGGCAUUGCGGAAGGUCUCAAGUCGAUUCGUGCUCAAUUCAACGGACUCGUGAAGGUCUUCCCGCGCGCCGACGUCAAACAGUUCCGCGUCCUCCAAAACCCGCCGUCUGUCCCAAAGAGCACCAUCCUCGUGGAUCAAGACGUCGCAUACUACCGUGACCCCAACGGCUCUCCCACGAAGACCAUCAAUUCACUGCUGACGCUGCAGACGAACGAACGGCACCUGGUCACGAAACAUACCGAGGAAUGGGAUCAUAAGCGCGAGACUUCGCGCGAGGACGGCUUCGUCGGCUUGCUGAACGAGCAGCGCAAGAGGAUGACGGCGGGCAUAACGGGCAUGUUCGUUUCCCAGGAGCCGCCGGCGGGUAAGACUUCGAACUAG